UCGCGCCGCAGCUCGGGGAGGGUGCAGGGGGGAUUGGCCUGUGUGACAAGCAGUGCGGGGCCCGCCGCUGUCACUCACUCGUCCUUCCUCCCUCGCUCUCCAGGCCCCGGAGUGCCCUCCGUGUGUCCGUGUCACCCCGCCAGCCGUCCCAGCCGCGCCCGGGCCCCGCUCGCUCACCGUGCCGGGUGUAGGAUGCUCUUGUUCGUGGAGGUUGCAUCUAAAGGUGCUGGUUUGAAUCCUAAUGCAAAAGUAUGGCAGGAAAUACCCCAAGGAACUGCUGCAGUAGCUCAAACAGUAAAUGGCAGUGAUGAGUCUUGGGAUGAUGCAUCAGCCGCAACAGGAACUGACCGUGAAGGUAAUUUAGAAAAUCUAAGUGAUACAUCCAAACAGUUUGAAGUCAUGUAUUCCCCUACUUGUGAGACUAGCAGAAAUGGUCUUAACGUGGAAGAGGCAACUGCAAAUGGAAUGGAUUUAAUGGUACCAGACGAACUUGGAUAUCAAGUGUUUGAAGUUUCAGGUGAUGGAAAUUCAACCGUUUCAGAGGGUGUUUCUGGAGAAGACUUGAAAGAAUGUCUCAAGAAGCAACUUGAGUUCUGUUUCUCAAGAGAGAAUCUUUCAAAGGAUCUUUAUUUGAUGUCACAAAUGGACAGUGAUCAGUUUGUACCUAUUUGGACGAUUGCAAACAUGGAAGGAAUCAAGAAACUUACAACUGACAUGGAUCUCAUUCUAGAAGUAUUGCGUUCUACUCCUGUGGUGCAGGUUGAUGAAAAAGGCGAGAAAGUGAGACCAAAUCACAAACGAUGUAUCAUCAUCCUUCGUGAGAUCCCUGAAACUACUCCUGUGGAGGAGGUUAAAGCACUAUUUAAUAAUGAAAAUUGUCCCAAAGUAAUAAGUUGCGAAUUUGCUCAUAAUAACAACUGGUAUGUUACAUUCCAGUCUGAUACUGAUGCGCAACAGGCUUUCAGAUAUCUACGAGAAGAAGUUAAAACAUUUCAGGACAAGCCAAUCAUGGCGAGGAUAAAAGCCAUCAACACAUUCUUCGCAAAGAAUGGAUAUCGAGCAGUGGAUUCCAGCGUGUACUCUCAACCAGUUCAGACACAAGCACAGUUUGCCUCUCCACUGUUUAUGCAGCCUGUAUAUAGUCCACAUCAACAGUACUCCAUUUAUAACAUUGUGCCUCAGACAUGGUCUCCAAACCCAGCACCUUACUUUGAAACACCACUGGCACCAUUCCCCAACAGUGGGUUUGUGAAUGGUUUUAAUUCAUCAGGAUCUUACAAAUCAGGAGCUGGAUCUUUAAGUAUAGGUCGACCAUUCCAUAGAAACCGUGUUAAGCCUCAGUUUCGAACAUCCACAAAUGCCUCGGAACGGACGACGGAGAAUAGUACACCAACUCCAGUACCUUUAACAGAUGUACCUAUAAAUAGACUCAACACCAGGGCUUUCCCAUCUGAACGAAAUACCACAUUAGGACACCAAGAUCAUGUUUUUUCUCCAAAGGAGGCACAGUCAUCACCAAUAGAACAGAAUGGUAUAGAUGGAGCUAUUCGGGGAAGGAAAAAUGUUUUUCGUGGUAGAAGACGAAGGGAAGAUGAUCGGAUUUCGCGACCCUUAACAACAAUGGAAGAAAUAACCCCAGCACCAAAGUUUGACUUAUUAGCCUCUAACUUCCCUCCUUUGCCUGGAAGUAUAGCUAGCACACCAGGAGAGCCUGUCCUUGAAAGCAGAAUGGCUGAUGUUGUCAAAGGAAUUUGCAAAGAAAAAGAAAAUAAAGAUUUGCCUGUAAAUUUAACACAUGCUCAGGAAGAACCAUCUAAAAUCACGAUUCAGCAGCCUGUAAGAUGUACAACACCCCUUACAACAGAGGAAACUCCUAUUCCCACUCCCAGCAGCACAGUUCUACAUGACAAGAAACCUACAGAAAUAUCAUGUCAUAAGGAUGUUGCAAGCCAAACCUCUGCAGUGUUACCUGUAUCUACUCCUACUUCAGUAAAACCAACUAAAUCGAACACAGCAGCGUCUACAGUUUGUGUCUCACCUGCAUUAAAUGCACAGGAGCCCAGGAAGUUAAGUUAUGCAGAAGUAUGUCAGAAACCCCCAAAGGAGCAAACGCCUGCUCCUGCCCAGCCACUUCGUGAACUACGUUCAAACAUUGCACCCACUGCCAAAAAUGAAGAAACCUCUGCUCCUGAGAAGAGUCUUGAAAAGCCCCAUGAGAAGCUUGAAGGAAAGGUAAAAGAUUCUCCAGGGCAUCGAAACAAUGGGACACCCAGAGGUGGUGCAGGUAAAAUCAGGGAACAGAGACGCCAGUUUGGGCGCAGGUCUUCACCUCAGGGAGCAACACGACGUAAUGGCAAGGAGCAAUAUGUGCCACCAAGAUCACCAAAGUAAAAAAAGUAAAAAAAUGACUUUCUGCUUAUUUAAAACCUUAAAACUGGACUGAUGUCUGCAAUGGAAGCAACUAUCUUUCUGAAUUGUUUGGCACCUGAAAGGAUUUACGUUUAGAAAAAGAAAAAAUGGGCAUAACAAAUGGAAAUCCUAAAUUCAUCUCCAAUAUAUUUGGGUUGUUUGUUUUUGUUAAUCAGUUUUUUUUUUUUUUUUUUUUUUUUGGACACUUGCAGUUAUACAAGAACAUUUAAUUCUGGGGACUCUGGAUAUAUAUUUUGUUUUUGUUUUUUGUUUUGUUUUACUUAACAUUUUAAGUUGCAGAUAUUACCUUCCUGAUUUCAGAUUCAGGGUUGUGAGAUAAAUCUAGGAAUCCCUCAGUAUAAAAUGAGGGUAAGAGAAAAUAUUUUUUUGAAAAGUAGAUCUGAAAAAAAAAUUAAAAAAAAAAUAAAAACGAAAAAAAAUUAAA
Pelobates fuscus (common spadefoot toad) is the source of this 2854-nucleotide messenger RNA. It is a transcript of the gene LARP4, whose product is annotated as La ribonucleoprotein 4. Gene Ontology annotation, molecular function: mRNA 3'-UTR binding. Gene Ontology annotation, biological process: positive regulation of translation. The transcript has 16 exons. Lineage: Eukaryota; Metazoa; Chordata; Amphibia; Anura; Pelobatidae. The record is from RefSeq and is a predicted model, not a curated record. The coding region runs from base 193 to 2391 and encodes 732 amino acids. Gene Ontology annotation, cellular component: cytoplasmic stress granule; cytosol.